Molecule: messenger RNA, 1386 nt
Organism: Aspergillus versicolor CBS 583.65
Lineage: Eukaryota; Fungi; Ascomycota; Eurotiomycetes; Eurotiales; Aspergillaceae
Product: B3/B4 domain-containing protein
Exons: 1
Coding region: 317-1081 (254 amino acids)
Molecular function (GO): phenylalanine-tRNA ligase activity; RNA binding
Source: RefSeq, a predicted model, not a curated record
GUUUAUAAUAGCAGGGAUCAGAAUUCAAUAAUAUGACUAAAUUUACCCGAAAUCGGGAACUCAUUAUGUUCACAGAAAGUAUGUGCUCUGUUCAAUUCCAGCGUGGCGACCAUGUGCAGAGCCAUUCUGCGUUAGGAAGUUCACGGGAGUGGGUCCGCCACUGAACCACCAGUAUAGAGUAUAAAACUAGGGCUUCUCUAUAAGACGAAAUCUGCACUGCCCAUCCGCCUUUCAAGUCUCAAGAUUAAUUUUAUAGUCCUAUACUCACUCCUGUCUUCCUCUUCUUUUUUUUUGACUUUUUACUUCCACGUUAACAAUGGCCACUGAGUCCGCCCAGAUCCUCAAGGCUGCACGCAUAGCACCAGAAAUCUUCCAACUCCGACCCGACUACCGCGCCCUGCUCCUAGUAGUGGACGGGAUCCCCCCAGGCCCCAGCGACACCGCCAGCGAAACCCUUCUCCGCGAAGCCGAAAAUCACGUACGUGAGCUCCUCACGCAGCACCCCAUACCCGACUUCCCACACAUCGCCGCAUGGCGCGAAGCAUACAAAUCCUUCGGCACCAAACCCAACAAAACAAGAAACAGUCUGGAAGCACUAUCCCGGCGUGUCGUGACAGCAGGCGCAGGAGCAGGAGGAGCGGGUGGUCUUCCGCGCGUGAACCGGCUGACGGACAUCUACAACGCGAUAUCAGUGAAGCACCAGAUCCCGCUAGGCGGCGAGGAUCUGGAUAAGUACGAGGGGGCGCCUUUUCUCAUUCGUGCGGCUGGCGAUGAACCGUUUCAGACGUUCUCUGGGGGUGAGCCGCAGACUGAGUGCGCGGCGCCCGGGGAGCCGAUUUGGUGUGAUGGGAAGGGGGUUACUUGUCGGAGGUGGAAUUGGAGACAGGGUCCACGGACGGCAUUGACGGAUGAUAGUCGUCGUGUGUUGUUUAUUUUGGAUGCGUUGGAGCCGCUUGGGGAUGAUAGGUUGGUGAAGGCUGCUGAGGAGCUGGCGGCUGCGCUCAAGGGUCUUUCUACGGAGGUGCAGGCGGAAUAUCGAAUUCUUGGUGCUUCAGGGUUAGGCGACGAGGUGAAGCUUUGAUUUUAUAUGGAAGAAAGUUAUUAUUGAGGGCGCUGGGUGGGACGAGAAGUGGUUAGAAGCAGCGCAGAUCGUAGGCUUAGCAUCGAGUAGCUUAGCCCUAGUUCAGAAACAAUCUUUAAUGACGACGAUCUUCGGCACCCAGAUGCAAGGAUAAUCCAUUUCCUUAGACAGGGCAAAAGUGGCUGUGCGCAUUUCAUUUGUACUAUCGCGUCCCCCGCUCAAUUUAAAAUUAUAAGUACUUCGACUGCUUGUUACAAGCGUCAUGCACAUUCCAGCGAGAAAUGCGGAGAAGGCCAUGCGUGUAU